Messenger RNA from Sinocyclocheilus rhinocerous, 3321 nucleotides. RefSeq names its product espin-like protein. Gene Ontology annotation, biological process: actin filament bundle assembly. The transcript has 11 exons. Gene Ontology annotation, cellular component: cytoplasm. NCBI's taxonomy places the organism in Eukaryota, Metazoa, Chordata, Actinopteri, Cypriniformes, Cyprinidae. The record is from RefSeq and is a predicted model, not a curated record. Gene Ontology annotation, molecular function: actin filament binding. The coding region runs from base 1 to 3321 and encodes 1106 amino acids.
AUGGUGCUCCACAGAGCCAUUCAGGCAGCUCGAGAGGGGGAUGUGGAGGCUCUGAGGGCCUUGCAUGUGUCCAGAUAUCUCAGUCCGACCAUCACAGAUGCCCAGGGAGCGUCUCCCGUCCACCACGCCGCCCGCUGCGGGCAACUGGACUGCCUGGAGUUUCUGGUGAAUGAAGGUUGUUUCCCCUGCCACACCCGUACGAAGAAUGGCGCCACGGCCGCCCAUGAUGCUGCUGCCACCGGGCACGUGCGGGAGCUGCAGUGGCUGCUGAGACAGAGGAAGUGUGGGAUUGAGGAUCGUGAUGGCGAGGGAGCGACGGCCCUGCACCUGGCUGCCCGGUUUGGCCAUGCGGAGGCAGUACAGUGGCUGUUGUUUGAGGGAGGAAGCACAGAGGCAGAGACAGAUUGUGGAGCUCGACCUGUCCAUUACGCUGCAGCCAGCGGAGACCUCACUUCCCUCAAACUGCUCAUGUCCUGCUCCCCACGGUGUGUGGACUGCCAGACAGGAACUGGGGCCACUCCACUGUAUCUGGCCUGUCAGGAGGGGCAUCUGCAUGUGGUUGAAUACCUGGUGAAGGACUGCGGUGCAAACGUCCAUGUGCAGGCCAAAGAUGGCAUGAGUGUGUUGCAUGCAGCUGCCCACAUGGGACACUAUGCCCUGGUGGUCUGGCUGGCCUCCUUCACAGAUCUGGAUCUGUCCUGUCAGGAUAAGGGUGGAGCCACAGCACUGCAUUUCGCCGCUAGCGAGGGCCACCAUCGUAUUGUGGAGCGUCUUUUACUGAUGGGAGCAAAGGUCCUGAAAGACCUCUGGGGUGGGACCCCCCUGCAUGAUGCAGCGGAGAAUGGAGAACUAGAGUGCUGCCGAGUACUGCUGAAUAAUCACAUCAGUCCACUGGAGAGAGAUUCCGAUGGGUUUACUGCAGUGGAUCUGGCAGAAUACAAUGGCUAUCAUGACUGUGCCAACUUCCUCCAUGAUGCUGAUGCUCAUUCUGCAGAUAUUGUUCUCAUAGAGGAGGAAAGGACCUUGUUUAGCACAGCUGACCCCUACCAGGACAUUAAGGACCUGUCCUGUGAACUUGGACAUAGUGGCAGGAUGGAAAAUAGCAAGCAGCCGGUGAAUGAAGUCCCUCCCCAGCCUCGUCCCUCUCCACCAUACCCGGAUAACUCAUCCGCAUUACUGGCCUCCUCACAGGCUAAGAGAGCCGGAGCUGGAACCAUACAGCAUAUGCAAGUGGCCUCUACAGUUGUAACUUCAUUCAACAUGAGGAAACACCUUGAGGAAGAGGAGGCCGUUUUAUCCCAAAAGUCAAUGAGGUCGCUGAAACAAGCAGGAAUCACUGCAGUCUUCACUGGACAAACAAUCCAUAAAGGACAGAGUGGAAUUGUUCCACUUGCAGCAUUGGAGGCAAAUCUUGCAGACAUUGAUUCUCUGAUCCCAACUCAUGAUGAGAACGGGAGGCCCAUUGCUGAAUGGAAGAGGCAGGUUAUGGUGCGCAAGCUUCAGGCUCGACUGCAGGACGAAGAUGUCCACAGCAGAAAAGACAACAGCGACCAACACAUUGAGGUGGAUGGUUGGAGGUAUUCCCAAGUCCACAAUGUCAUUUUGGGCCCCUUUGGAGAACUGCUUACUGAAGAUGACCUGCUCUACUUGGAGGGACAGAUUGAGACUAUCUCCCUUCAGAAACGAUGCCAGGCUUAUGAACUAGAGCUUGCCCGACUGGCAGAGGAACUCAGGGCCAUCCUUCCUGCUCCCAUCGUUAAUAUCACCAUCAACACCCAGUGCCAGCAGCUCCCAGACAUGGAGGAAUCUCUGCCUCUUCCUGUGUGGUACAAUCGUAUCUCAAAUAUAGUAAAGAGCAUGUCAAACCUCCUGACAAACCUCUCAGAAACAAACUGUGAAGAUGGGAUCAGUAAGAUGCCAAACACGGAUCUGGCAUCGGGACAGAUUGAGACUAUCUCCCUUCAGAAACGAUGCCAGGCUUAUGAACUAGAGCUUGCCCGACUGGCAGAGGAACUCAGGGCCAUCCUUCCUGCUCCCAUCGUUAAUAUCACCAUCAACACCCAGUGCCAGCAGCUCCCAGACAUGGAGGAAUCUCUGCCUCUUCCUGUGUGGUACAAUCGUAUCUCAAAUAUAGUAAAGAGCAUGUCAAACCUCCUGACAAACCUCUCAGAAACAAACUGUGAAGAUGGGAUCAGUAAGAUGCCAAACACGGAUCUGGCAUCGGUCUUCACAUACCAGCCCGAGAGGCAAAGUUCAAUCAGAGGACGAAGACAAAAGGUGGAAAUGGAGAUCCAGCAAUCAGGAGUUUCUGUGAGAAAUCUGAGGUCCAACUUUGAGGGUCAGAUAGGAAACAUCUACCCAUUUUCUGGGCUUUUAAACAACACAUCAGACACAAGGCAGCAAAAGUUGACUACAUCAACAAAUCGUAAGGAGCAGCAAAUGGGGACAACGCAAAGCACUGACAUAAAGCACAUUAAUGACAGUGCCAUAAAAUGCCAACAGGCACCAGGCAAAGAUGCAAUUAAAGUGAUGGAGACCACCUGUUUGCGGAAGGAGCGUAUUGUUGUCCUCUUUUUGAGCCACUGGAAAAGGUCUGCGUAUGCAAUAUCAAUGCGAGCCAAGAUGAAACAAGAGCUUGGCACUCUUACAGGAGAAGGAAUAACAGCUCCAGUCUCCAAGCCAGGAACCAGAUCACUGUAUCAUCUUUAUAGGCAAAGAACCACAAUAGACAAGAUGAUUGGCAACUGGAAACGCAUUGCCUCUGUGGUCCCUACACGACAGAUCCGGAGCCUCCAAAGGAAGCGUGUGACCUACUCGCCCGAACAGUUCCUUCCUCGUGUGGACGGCGCUCCUGUUGCUUACGACAGCCUGACCCUUGACCUGUUCAUGCUCGGCUAUUUUCACAUUCUUGAGCAGGACCUCCCAGCUGAGGAGCGCAAGAUGAGGCACCUGCUAUGCUUUGAAGUGUUCGAUCACUUAGGGAACUUUCCCUGGGACAUGGUCCGAGACUUCCACCAGGCUGUCCUCAGGGAGAUUGAGGCUGGGAGACGUGAGUGGAAAGAUGGCUUUGAGGACAUCAAAACGCAAUAUUUUGGGAAAAGAGAAAAUGGGAUAUCUAAGGAAUCCGUGAAGAAUUCUUGUGCUGGGGUUAAAGCUGUGCCGCAGGUUAUCAUCGAGAAUACUGUAUCAAAUGAUGGAGGACAUUCCAGCAGAGAUGGAAGCAAUGAUUUCUCAAUGUUUAACAAUGAUGAAAUUUGUAAAUAUAUUGAUCGUAGUUUCACCUUCUGGAAGGAGAAAGAAGCAGAGUUGUUUGAUUUUUGA